AUGAAAAAAGAAGAAAAAGAUCUUGUAUUACCAACAGUCGAAGAGAUCAGUCGUCGUUGGAUGGAAUUGCACAAAGGAGAAAAACCACUCGUUUGCGAUCAAUUAAAUAUUCAAUUUCCUAAUAUUUAUCGUAUUGUUUCUGCAUCACUAGACGAACUACUAAAUAAAAUUGAUCAUAAAGACUUCAAUAUCAAAAACCAAUUUGGUCGAAUCUUUCUUUGUGCUGAUUGUAGUUUUUUUGAAGAUUUAACUCGUUCAAUUACACAAGAACAAUUACAAGCCGCUAUUAUUAAUGCUAGUAAACUAUCACACAUUUCAUCAUCAUCUCUUUACAUUCAAAUAAAUAAACAAACUCGCAAUGCAUGUAUUCUUGCCACUGAUACAGCACGAAAAUGGUCACAAAUAAGUUAUAUUUUUCUAGAUGGUAAACCAAUAUCAAAGAAAAAUAAUCUCACAUGUCAUCUACUCAUUCAUCCUGUUCCACAGACAUUUUCUAUUCAAACUAUAAUCAACCACCAAAAACUUGCUGGUAAAAUAAUAAACCAUAAACAUAGUGGAGAAAAUCUUAUUCUUGAAAUAUUGGAUAAGAAUAUUUUUGACGAUUGUAUCAAACAUGGAGCUCUUCGUAUUGGUGAUAAGUCUUUAUUUUAUAUGGAAGCAUAUAUUACUUCAAAGAAUCCAGAAGAAAGUGAAAUUGAUGCUGAUACAUGGUAUGAAACAGAAAUGCCUAAAUAUAAGCCAGACAUUAUGCAAUUCAUUGUCAAUCCUGAACAUGUUAUUUUUCGUUAUAAGUGGAAUUCAAAAAUAUGGCUUGACCAAUGGCAACAUACAACGUCACCUAAACACCAUGCUAAUAAUAUUAAAGGUAGAGGCAGUGAAAAAGGUACAACAAUCGAUCAACUUCGACAUCAACUUCAAGUGACAGUUAUGUUAAAUACACUUGGUAUUGUACGCCAAAAACGUUACUUGAUAGGAGAUCGAGAAAUAAAAUUGAAUUUGAAUAAUAAAAUCAAAACAAUCGUUUAUAACCACCAAUCGAAAUUAGAAAAAAGUAGAAAGAUACCCUUAGUAACUACUCCUUAUCCUAAAACAACAAUUUACGUAGUUAACGAGGAUUGUAUGGCUGUCUAUGAAAAGUUAAUAAAAAAAGGCAAACGACCACUUCUUCUCAAUAUGGCUAGUGGAACUAGUCCAGGUGGUGGAUUUCGUAAAGGUGAUGGAGCACAAGAAGAAAAUCUUUUCCGACGAUCUGAUUAUUUUCGAAGUCUUGAUAUUGGUCUCGAUGAUUUUCUACCAGAGCAAUCAGUACGUUUUUAUUGUUCAUCUAAUGGUCAACUUGAAUCUCUUUCUGACCUGAAAACUAUGUAUCCAAUGGAUGAAUAUGGAGCUAUUUACACAUCAGGAUUAACUUUUUUUCGUCAUUCUCAAGACACUGGUUAUGAUUAUAUGGAAAAACCACUAGAAAAUGUUUGCGCUAUAGCAAUGGCCGCUUAUCGAGACCCUAAAUUAGAGGGAAAUGUAUUGGCAUCAAAAUACGCUGUUGGAACACGGAAAAAAAUUGAAAACAUUUUUGCCAUUGCCUAUUAUCAUAAACAUGAUAGUCUUGUUUUAUCGGCUUUUGGUUGUGGUGCGUUUCACAAUCCACCUACUCAUAUUACAAAACUUUUCUCUUCUGUUAUUGAUCAAUAUGCAGGCUUUUUUGAAUCGAUUAUAUUUGCUAUUGUUGAUGAUCAUAAUGCAAGACAACGAUUAAAUCCUGAAGGUAAUUUCAAACCAUUUGUAGCAAUAUUGGAUGAAAAAACUGCAAAACCCAUGAUGCCAAUGAACAAAGCAAAUAUAAUGUUUGGUCCUUAUAGACUUUUCACUGAUGCAUUGACUGUUGCUGAUGUUUGUAUCUUUGAUUUAACACCAUGUAAAUUUGGAGCUAAAUGUAGCGAUAUUUAUAACACUAAUCAUAUUCGUCAAUUUUCUCAUCCACCUUUUUGUACCAAUGCAGCUAUUACUGGUAAAUGUGAUUUAACAACUGAUACUGUUCAUAUGAUUUCAUUUCUUCAUCGAAAUCAAUGCCAAGAUGGUGCUGAAUGCCGAAAUAUCGAUGAUAAAAAACAUACUCAAGAAUUUGAACAUCCAUCGUAUUGUCCAAACGGAGGUUCUUGUCAAAACAUGGAAGGUGAUCAUUUAAAAGAAUACCGUCAUUUACCAUUGUGUAAAUAUGGACAGAAAUGUAUCGAUUAUCAGAAGCAUGUUAAAAAACAUUGCGAUGAAUGUCGUCACUGUAUACCUCGCUGUUCGUAUGGAAACUACUGUGCUAAUUUCCAUAAUAAGAAACAUAUAAAUGAAUCACAACAUCCUUUUGCCGCUCCUUGUUUACGCACUCCAUUUCAUUGUCCAUCUUAUAUUGCUUUUUCAGAAGCUAGUGAUAUUCAAACUUUGCCGAAAGACAUUCAGCAACAUUGCCUAGAAUAUGCUCAUGUUUGUCGAUUCGGUCGCAAUUGCACUGAUAAUAAUCCAUUGCAUUGGGAAAAAUCUAUUCACAUAGCUCGUUGUCUUUGUUCCUAUGGUGACAAAUGCAAAAAACUUAAUCAAGAAGAACAUUUAAAUUCAUUUACACAUCCCAAUAUUGCUGAUAUUCGACGAAUGUGUAACUAUGCUGACAAGUGUCACGAUCGUAAUAAAUUGGAUCAUACUAUCAAAUUUCGUCACGCAGUAACUUACGAGGAUAGUGGAAUUGUACGUUAUGAUGCUUUGAAUAAAAAUAUUAAUUUCGUACAAAAUCAAAGUAAUAGUGUUACUCGUAUUCUUGAUUAUGUCAAAAAACACAAUUGGAAACUUUUACCAUCUGGAUCUAUUCCACGUGCAAUUCUCGACUGGUUCCGCACUGUUCAACCUGUACAUCGAUGUAAUCUAAUUAUAUUUGAAUCAAUUCUACUUCAUGGGCAUGUCAUGAGCCGAGAUUAUAUGGAACAUUUAAAAAAACCGAAAUUCGUUGCUAAUUCUAUUAUGCAACAUAGUCGAAUACGUCGUAUUGAUAACUUACAUAUUCCACAAUAUGAACAACAUGCUAGAGAAUAUAUUACUGCUCUAGUUAGUGAUGAAUUUGAGAAAGCUAACUUUCCACCUCUAUCAGCACUAGGUGGAGGUGUGGCCUCACCCCAUCCAUCUCGUCCACGUUCUGCAUCCCAUGCCAAUAUCAUCAAAACGAAAGAAACAAUUUUAUUGACUACAAUACCUCAAAGUGAUAUAAGUGCAUUAAAAACAAAAGCAAUUGAAAUUGCGCAAGCCUCAAUUAAACUUCACUCGAAUCCAGCUGGAAUUGGUCAUUUACCUGACAAAGCCUUAGGCACUGAUAAACAUGUUUUUAGUGUUCUCGGACCUCACCUAGGACAUUAUUAUGGGGAUGUAUUUAUUGUUUUUAAACGAGAAGUUCUUCAUCAUCCUGAUGCAGAUUUUUCUAUUCAAGCAGCAACAUCAUUUAGCAGUGGAAAUGCUUACAAAUGGCGUCCAUGGUUAGGUGAUGAUCCAGGAACACAAGCAGAAAGAAUCAACUUAUAUCAUAAUUCAAAAUUACAUGCUUCGAUUCCUGGAUAUGAUUAUGCAAUGGCUCUAGAACUAAUGACACUUACAAGCUAUACAUUAAAAUCAAAAUCUUUAGAUAUUGAUCUUAAUACUAUUCUUAAGCGUUGGAUCCAUACUGAUUCACAUAAAAAUAUUGAAGCACAUUUACCUCAACUCAUACCACUUGACUAUAUAGAUCAUAUUUAUAUUCCACAAAACAUAUUCGAUUCUCUCAAUUUUGAUACACGUAAAGCAAUCAAUGCUGUUUUCAAACAUAGUAUUACUGUUACACCACAUCAAGGUGAAGCUAAUCAACCAAUGGGUCCAACUGGUCCGACGCCUUCAUCAAAAGAACGGACUGAUUAUCAGUCUUAUGUUGUGGAAGAAUUGAUGAAACGAUAUGAUCGGAAUAUUCACUAUCCACUAGCAAGACCUAUUCGAGGUACUAUUAUGACAAUACCUGGAACCAAUUUCAAUGAUAGUUUUGUUUUACCUCUAACUAUUUCACAAGCCUAUGAACAACAUCGUAUUGUUCAUCAUCAACCGUCAGCUGAAAAUAUAGCUUAUAUCUAUUGGCAAGUCAUGAAUGGAGAUAUGAUGUUAGCAUUAUCUAAUGAACCGAUAGAGUUAAGUGAAAAACAUCAACCAAAUCUUCGCUGUUUGAUCUGUUAUAUAGCGCCUAAAUGUGCAUCAUAUGAUACUAGUUAUUAUGAACAGGCUACAUAUUUAAAUUAUGGUCAGCCUAUUCAACAUCAUGUAUUCGUAAGUAAAAAUCAGUACAAGGCUAAAUCAAAUACAUUCCAUAUUGGAUGUAAUACCGAUGAUUUUAUAACAUAUUGUCUUGAAAUUCAUCGUUCAAGUGGUAAAGUUAUUCUUCGUCAAGCGGGUUCAAAUUCUAUCUAUAAUCAUGAAGAGAUAUUUUGUGAAUUUAGUAAAGCAGAACUUGAUUUAACAAAACUAGAGUUCAUUCAUCUUACUGCUGGUGCUCAAAAAGCAGCUGUUCGAAAUUUAAUAGUCUGUUUUGAAAAACAAAUGGAUUUACAUCCAACAUUCGAUAAAGAUUUUAAAAAAAGUAUUCCAACAGUAUCUAAUCCAUCACAUGCUAAAGGACCUAGUGAAGAUAAUAAUGGUGAUAGUUCUUCUUUAAAG
This is a messenger RNA of Rotaria sp. Silwood1, 4704 nucleotides long. The record is from the annotation of a GenBank genome assembly. NCBI's taxonomy places the organism in Eukaryota, Metazoa, Rotifera, Eurotatoria, Philodinida, Philodinidae.